Molecule: messenger RNA, 1071 nt
Organism: Bufo bufo (common toad)
Lineage: Eukaryota; Metazoa; Chordata; Amphibia; Anura; Bufonidae
Gene: TP53RK
Product: TP53 regulating kinase
Exons: 2
Coding region: 205-897 (230 amino acids)
Biological process (GO): protein phosphorylation
Cellular component (GO): cytosol; EKC/KEOPS complex; nucleus
Molecular function (GO): protein serine/threonine kinase activity; ATP binding
Source: RefSeq, a predicted model, not a curated record
UGGACUGUAAAUGGCAGAGAACUACACAACUUCCCGCAGAUCAUCCCGGAACUUCAGUUCCCGUCUAAUGUUUUCAGCCGGACAUAAUUUUAUGUUGAACAUCUACGCUACGUUCUCCAGGAUUCUUCAUAUUGUUUGCGCCGUAAAGUAACGUGGCGUACCUACAGGGACACUGGCUUACGCUCUUUACGUAGCAGUUCAGACAUGGCGAACAGCAGCCGCGAGCGGACUCGGCGGUACCUGAAAGGCUUGCAGCUGAUGAAGCAGGGGGCUGAGGCUCGAGUUUACCGGGGAAGCUUCCUGGGCAAGGCAGCGGUAAUAAAGGAGAGGUUCCCCAAGAUGUACAGACAUCCCGCACUAGACGAGAAGCUGACGCACAGGCGGACAGUGCAGGAGGUGCGCUCCAUCUUAAAGUGCAGGAAGGCAGGUAUUGCCACCCCCGUGGUCUAUUUUGUCGAUUAUGUUUCUAACUGCAUCUACCUGGAGGAUAUAGAAGGAUCGGUCACUGUCCGGGACUUUAUAAUGGCUGCAGAAGAACAUGGCUGCAGCCUUUACAGCCUAGCAGAAAGGAUCGGCCAGGUAUUGGCACGGAUGCAUGACGAGGACGUCGUCCACGGUGACCUGACCACCUCUAACAUGCUCCUGCGGCCGCCACAUCCCGACCUGAACCUGGUGCUGAUUGAUUUCGGCCUGAGCUUUAUCUCGGCUCUUCCAGAAGAUAAAGGCGUCGACCUCUAUGUCCUAGAAAAGGCUUUUCUCAGCACUCACCCCAAGACGGAGGACGUGUUUAGAGCACUGCUCAAGAGCUACGCAGCCGCCUCCAAGAAAUCCGGGCCUGUCAUGAAAAAACUGGACGAAGUCAGGCUGAGGGGCAGGAAGAGGUCCAUGGUCGGCUAGAUGAAGCCGAUGCCUGUAGUAAAGCCCACAGGCAACCCUUUCUGGACAUCCUUUGGACCCUGUUUGGACAGAUGCACUUAGGGCAAGGCCGUGGAACACAGUCUGUGGUAUCCCGGCCCGGCAUCCUGCUGACAGCAGGAGCGCACGGCGUCAUUGGUUGCUAUGACGCUGUGC